AUGGACCUCUUCGAGGCUGUAAAGUCGGGACAGGAAGAUACUGUGAAAGUGCUUCUUGAUAAUGGUGCGGAUCCCAACACUCAAGUAGACGGAUUUGGAACUAUUCUCCAUGCGGCCGUAUUUGAGGGAGAUAUAGCGAUCGUACAACUGCUUCUCGAGAGAGGUGCAGAUGUCAACCCCCAAGGCGGCGAGUAUGGAACUGCUCUCCAGACAGCGGCCGCAUUUGGAGUAGGGACAGCGAUCGUACGUCUGCUUAUCGAGAGAGGUGCACAUAUCAAAGCUCAAGGGGGCGAGUAUGGCACUGCUCUUCAAGCAGCGGCCGCAUCUAGGGAAGACAUAUCGACAGUGCAACUACUUAUUGAGAAAGGCGCGGAUAUCAACGCCGAAUCAGGUAGAUUUCACACUGCUCUCCAAGCAGCGGCAUUUAAGGGAAAUAUAGCGGUCGCACGACUGCUUCUUGAGAAAGGUGCAGAUAUCAACGCUCAAGGCGGCGAGUAUGGAACUGCUCUCCAAGCGGCGGCCGCAUCUAAGGGAAAUAUAUCGACAGUGCAGCUACUUCUCGAUGCAGGCGCGGAUGUUGACAUCCAAGGAGGGAGACUUGGAACGGCCCUGCAGGCCGCCGCAUCUGAGGGAGAUAUAACGAUCGUUCGCAUUCUUCUUGAUCACAGCGCGAAUGUUGAUGCCCAAGGCGGCGAGUAUGGAACUAGUCUCCAGGCUGCCAUGUCUAGAGGACACGUAGCGGUUGUGCGAUUACUUCUUGAGCAAGGCGCGGAUGUCAACGCUCAAGGUGGCGAAUAUGGAACUCCUCUCCAGGCCGCUAUAUCUAGGGGAAUUAUAUCGACAGUGCAACUACUUCUGGAUGCAGGCGCGGAUGCUAACUCCCGAGGAGGCAGAUUUGGAAGUGCUCUCCAGGCGGCCAUAUUCAUGGCAGAUACAGCGAUCGUACACCUCCUUCUUGACAGACAAAGAAACGAAAUACCAAUCACCGAGAGGAUUCUUAAGGAAGUCUUGAAAUCCUGGAAUGCGGUCCAGUUGAUGAAUAUAUUGCUCGAUAAAACAGAAGGGAAAAUCUUCAUCACAGAAGAGAUUCUCGUUACAGCUGCCCAAAACGAGAGUGGAUAUCAGUUGAUGGCCUGUCUUCUAGAGAGCAGUGUCAAGAUAUCAGAUGAUCACAUGUGGGUACGAGGGCUGGCAAAAGUGGGAUAUAGUUACCAAGAGAUCAUUAACCUUCUUUUGGAGAAGACAAAUGAUUCCCCUUGGGUUUUCUUUGAGCCAGUCAGCUUUCCUCACUUUGAAAUGAAGCCUGAUCGACAUAUUCGGGGAUGUUGCCACUCCGUUUCGCCACCUGAAUUAUAUCUAAUAACGAACUCCAACGCCAUUGCGGAACGACAUCCAAUGACUCUUGAUAAUCAAGGGAUAAUCGAUCGGAUUGAAGAGGCUUGUGGUUUUGCUGGGAUCAAGCCCACCACACGAACGGUAGCUGACUGGGCUGGAUGCAUCGAGUUCAAUGAUAUUGAUUCGAUACUUUCCGUGUCAUAUGUAUUACCCACUGAUACAAGAAACUUGGUCGAUAUUGGAAUAUUUUGGUCUCGUAUCUCUCAGGGCUUGGAAGGGUUCUGUCAGGCUGCUGCUCUAUUACAAGCAAAUGAUCUUUGUUGCGAUUCCUUUACAGUUCUUAAAUCGGAAUUGAAAGGCCACGACUCGUCAUCGUCACCUCUAGGGGAAAUGGUUUCUGUUUCCUUCAAAUCAGUUCUCAGUCUUCGUGAGGAGCUGCGGAAUGUUACAAAUGCAGCUCCCGGUUACUCUGACCUUGAAAAGCUUUUAUCUGCAUCCACGGGGGUCCUCAGCCUUAUAUGGCCAGACAUACCGGAGGUUUCAAGCGAAUCAAGCAUUCAGUGGUGUCUUCACCUCUGUGCGCUGGCAGUCCAAUUUCUCUGUCUUAGCUUCCCUUCAUACUGCCAGGCCCAUAUUGGUCCUGUUAAACCCUUUUUCUUGAACUUUUCUGCACGAAAGGUGACACUGAUGGGACUUCAAACAAAACAAUCUUUUCCAUUCUUGGUAGCAGAACUUGUCAAUCUCACUUGUCUAGGUAAUAUGACCCGUGGGCAAGUCUUGUUGUUCCGUGCUAGUGAAGCUUCGCCGGAUAAGGAAAUGUUGGAAAUGCAAAUCCAACGACUAGGGCAAAAUCAUGAUGUUCUUGGACGUGCCGAAGAUAUACUCGAUAUAUGGGGCCCUGGAAAUCUAAUACUUCGAGAAGAUGGUAGUGGUGCUCCUGUCGCUAUAAAAAUCGGAGACGGCUUUGUUUUCGCUCGCGAAAGUGGAAAGUUCCAUUGGGCCCAGAAUAUACCAGAUAUCGAAGCUUUGACCUCGAUUGACAUUGAACUACCGCUUUUGAUCGGCUCGUUGGUCGCAAUAAACUCUGCUUGCAAACAUACCGAAGUCGAGUCCCGCCUUACAGCGGCAAACUUCCUCGAAGAACUGGGAACAAGCCGCUCGUCAUGGAAAAGGUCACAACGACAACUGGCCAUUCAAGGGGGGCAGUAUGUCGUUGGUCAAGCUACAGAGACUUGGAAUAAACAAACAGGCAUCUCGGUGAAAGACCAAGCGCUCGCUUAUCCGCCCCAAAUCCUCAUUCAAUACAUGGAUUCACAUUGGGGAGUCCAAGUCAGCUACUGCACUGGAGUGGCUAAAAGAGUCCGUCUAAGAAAGCUGGUAGUAGACUUAUUGCCGCACUUUACUCCUAGAUCUCCAUUUGAUUAUGGUGAUCUCGAGGCCAAACUGAAGGAUGAGACGUUGCGACCAAAGGACCUUCAGGUCUGGCUAAGCGACCUAAGUCCAGACCUACGCCUGGAAAUCUUGACUAUUAUCUGUGAUAUCCUGGACACCCUUCGGCACACUGGAUUAGACAGCACAGAUACUUACUUUUGCGUUGCCUGGCCAUUUGAGGGUAACGUCACUCAGUGCUUUAAAAUACCUCUGGAGCAGGAUAGCUCAUGGGCCAGAUUUCUGGCGGAUUCUCAUGAUUGUGCAACCUUUGCGUACAUCACAAUGGAAUGUUUUGAGACAACUGAAUUCAGAUGCAGCAAUAUUCCUAAGCCCUGCCUCGACAUACGCCUACUAGAGACUUCUGUUUCUCGCAGCAGAAAAGAAAACGUCUUCACGGAGUCGCGCUUACAGCAUGAGGAAGUUUGCUAUUUUUCCAAGCAGGAUACCAUGUUCUGGGUCAAAGUACUGAAGAAGCAUGCAGAUCAACCAGCAAGUCUUGUUGACCUGAUGGCUAUUCAGUCUUUACCACAUAGCAUCCGACAGAGGUUGCACUUGACCGAGCGAAGGAAGCAGCGGAGUCGUCUGCGGGAGUGCGCUACAAUAUGGACUCAAGGGGAAGUUGUUUCGGUGUCCUCGGCACGAAGAUCGAGUAAAUGA
Molecule: messenger RNA, 3423 nt
Organism: Penicillium verrucosum
Lineage: Eukaryota; Fungi; Ascomycota; Eurotiomycetes; Eurotiales; Aspergillaceae
Product: ankyrin repeat domain-containing protein
Exons: 1
Coding region: 1-3423 (1140 amino acids)
Molecular function (GO): protein binding
Source: RefSeq, a predicted model, not a curated record